AUGGACGACGCCGACGGGCGGUGGCGAGAUGAGAGUGCGGCCAAGCUCAGCGAAAUCACGCCCGUCGAGUAUACGCGGCCACAGGUCCUUCCGGACGCGACCACCGAAGAGGCCAGCAAGGAGCCCUAUGUGUUUGAAGGCGAGAGCUUCUGGGACGCCGCCGAGGACGAGCACACGCCGUCCAACGACCUCGACUACUGGGGCAUGGCCUACGACGAGAACGCACAGCAAACGUACUACUUUGCGUUCGCGUCCGGGAAGACACAGUGGACGCCGCCGUCGCACCUUGUGUACCCCGAGAGCCACCAAGUGCUGCUAUGGGACGACGGUGCGCAGUGGUUCUACAUUUACGACUACGUCCACGGCUCGAGUCGGUGGCUGGAUCAUUUUGAGGACCUCCAGGAGCGCGGGUCGCCCCAGCCUAUGAGCGACGACUGCAUGAGCCAAGCUACAACCGAAGAGCUUGAACUCGAGACUUUGGACGACCGCCGACAACAGAUCCUCGCAUCCUGGGACGAGGCGACGGCGUCGCAAGUGCUGUUGUGGCGUCGAGCACGGCUGCGUCUGCCAUGA
This is a messenger RNA of Saprolegnia parasitica CBS 223.65, 573 nucleotides long. RefSeq lists its product as hypothetical. The transcript is spliced from 5 exons. The record is from RefSeq and is a predicted model, not a curated record. Gene Ontology annotation, molecular function: protein binding. Lineage: Eukaryota; Oomycota; Saprolegniomycetes; Saprolegniales; Saprolegniaceae. Bases 1 to 573 code for a protein of 190 amino acids.